ACUACUUAACGAAGAAAUAACCUUACCAACAUCAGGAGAAAAGUGCUGGAAGGCGACAGUGGGACUGAACGUUUGUGUCUGAAAAAAGUUCGAAUUUAGUCUUUUGCAUGAAGAUGGACUCUGCGGCGGUGGAAAUUGACGGAAGCGUGAUGGAGGGUGGCGGACAAAUCCUGAGAGUCUCCGCCGCGCUCAGCUGCAUCACCGGGUCAUCCAUCCAAAUCACCAAAAUACGAGCCGGCAGAAGCACACCGGGACUUAGACCACAGCACCUGAGCGGCCUGCAGCUGGUCUCAGAUCUUUGUUCUGGCAGUCUGCAGGGAGCCAGCAUCGGCUCCACCGACAUCAGUCUGACUCCAGGAAAGAUCCAGUCUGGAAACCACACUGCAGACACACAGACAGCAGGGAGCGUGUGUCUGCUGCUGCAGGUAGCUCUGCCUUGUGCUCUUUAUGCUGAUGCUGCCUCACAGCUCUGUCUGAAAGGGGGAACCAAUGCAGAGAUGGCUCCUCAGAUUGACUACACCAUCAAGGUUUUUAAGCCCAUUUUGGAGAAGUUUGGAAUCCAUUUUGACUGUGACAUCAGAAUGAGGGGUUUCUACCCUAAAGGUGGUGGUGAAGUGAUGGUGACGGUGAAUCCAGUCAAAGAACUGCAACCUGUUACCAUGAUGGAGAGAGGAAACAUCACGAAGAUCCACGGCAGAGCAUAUGUUGCUGGAGUCCUGCCCUUCAAACUGGCGAAAGACAUGUCGGCUGCUGCUGUUCGAACCAUUAGGAAGGAAAUCAAAGAACUUUACAUCAACAUCCAGCCACUUCAGGAGAAAGACAAAGCCUUUGGAAACGGGAAUGGAAUAAUAAUCAUCGCAGAGUCAUCAACAGGUUGCCUGUUUGCAGGUUCAGCUCUGGGAAAGAAAGGUGUGUAUGCAGAUAAGGUUGGUAUUGAAGCUGCUGAGAUGCUACUGAGAAACAUCAGACACAAUGGCUGCGUGGAUGAAUUCCUUCAGGACCAGCUCAUUAUCUUCAUGGCGCUGGCAAAAGGGACGUCUCGAAUUCGAACUGGCGCUGUGACACUCCACACACAGACGGCCAUUCACAUUGCAGAAAAGCUGACUGAGGCAAAAUUCACAAUAACAAAGUGCGAGGACGAGCUGAGCAGCAAUGUCACCUAUGUCAUCGAAUGUCAAGGAUCAGGAGCAGCUAACCCCAACCUGUAGCUGAAGACACACACUUUACCACACACUGUACACACACACUGAACACACUCUGUCUCUCUACUGGACUUGGUAGCUGCUCCUGACCUAGCCGACCCUCUUAGCUUGUUUCUCUCAGGGUUUUUCCUUAAAUACUGUAAUAAAUAAAUAAAACUCUUGCCAGACUUA
Amphiprion ocellaris (clown anemonefish) is the source of this 1373-nucleotide messenger RNA. It is a transcript of the gene rtca, whose product is annotated as RNA 3'-terminal phosphate cyclase. Gene Ontology annotation, biological process: RNA processing. The record is from RefSeq and is a predicted model, not a curated record. Gene Ontology annotation, molecular function: RNA-3'-phosphate cyclase activity. Gene Ontology annotation, cellular component: nucleus. The transcript is spliced from 11 exons. The coding region runs from base 108 to 1208 and encodes 366 amino acids. NCBI's taxonomy places the organism in Eukaryota, Metazoa, Chordata, Actinopteri, Pomacentridae.